This is a messenger RNA of Cyphellophora europaea CBS 101466, 1170 nucleotides long. RefSeq lists its product as uncharacterized. NCBI's taxonomy places the organism in Eukaryota, Fungi, Ascomycota, Eurotiomycetes, Chaetothyriales, Cyphellophoraceae. The record is from RefSeq and is a predicted model, not a curated record. The transcript has a single exon. Gene Ontology annotation, molecular function: hydrolase activity. Bases 1 to 1170 code for a protein of 389 amino acids.
AUGGAUAGCGAUAAAGCAUACUACGAUGUCGUUGCGUUGACACAAGCACUUGUGCAGAUUGAUUCAUCGAAUCCUGGUCUGGGCACUGUUGGCGGCCCAGGAGAAACCACCAUUGCGAGAUACAUCAAAGCAUGGCUGGAUCGUCACGGAAUCGAAUCGCACUGGAUAGAACCAGUUGCUGGCAGGCCUUCACUGGUUGGUGUCGUGCGUGGAUCAGGUGGUGGCCAGAGUCUGAUGCUUAACGGACACACCGACACCGUGACGUUGUUAGGCUACGAUGGAGACCCAUUGAGUGGUGAAAUUAUGAAUGGUUGUCUCUAUGGUCGAGGAUCUGCAGACAUGAAGAGCGGCCUUGCGGCAGCCAUGAUCGCCCUUGUCCGUGCAAAAGAGCUUCAUCUCCGAGGCGAUGUACUUCUUGCCGCAGUGGCUGACGAAGAAGGCCCUAGCAUUGGAACCGAGCAAGUCAUAAGAGCUGGCUGGCGAGCUGAUGCUGCGGUGGUGGCCGAGCCUACCGAGAUGGCAAUUGUCAACAACCAUAAGGGCUUCGUGUUGUUCGAAGUAGACAUCCAUGGCCUAGCCUCACAUGGCUCACGACCGGACCUCGGAAUCGAUGCCAUUGUCAAGGCUGGGUACUUUCUUGUCGAGCUCGGACGUCUUGCUCAUGAGCUACGGUCUCGCUAUGACAACCAGACGGAGCCUGAAACGAGUGCUCCUAAUGUACACGCUGGCAUCAUCAAAGGUGGGGAAGAGAUUUCCUCGUACCCAGCACGGUGCACGAUUGGCGUAGAGCGGCGUACUGUUGCGGGCGAGACGAUUGAUGGAGUCACGGCUGAGCUGGAGACCAUUUUGAAGAACCUCGAAGCUACGGUUCCUGAUUUCAAGUACGAUCUGCGCGUGACAAUAUCCAGGCCGCCAUACAAAAUUUCUAGCAGCAGCGACUUUGUUCAACAGGUUUUGAAACACGCGAGCGAAGCAACAGGGCGUGAUCCUACGAUCAAAGGCGAGACCUACUGGACAGAUAUGGCAUUGCUGAGCGAGGCAGGAAUCCCAGGCGUUAUUUGGGGCCCGACAGGCUACGGAUUACACUCAAAAAAGGAAUGGGUGGAGGUCGACUCCGUCCGUCAGCUUACCGAAGCGUUCACUAUGCUCGCGGCCGAUUUUUGUAAAUGA